GCAGGCUGCGGGCCGCGGGGCAGUGCAAGGCCUCCCUCUACAGCUGCCCCGCCGUGGGGGUCGUCCCCGUACGGCUGGGGCAACAGAGGACGGGAGUGAGCACGCCUGCCCCGGGCCCCUGCCCCGCCUCUAGCUCUCCCGCCGCGGAGACCAGCCCUCGCAGGCCCAGCCAUCUCGCCCCCACCCAAGACCGCCUCAGAAAGUCUGCCCUCCAGGCCCGGCCCACAGCCCGACCCCACGGGCUCAGUCCCCCGAAGCUCUCGGUUUGAGGCCGGGAGACACCCCUCUGUUGGUCCCCUCCCUCGCUUUCCCCACGCGGUGCUGCGCCUGUCCGGCUUCUCGGCCACAGUCCUGAGCCCCCGAGUCCCCCGCUUUCCGGCCGGUGGUCUUCCCGGAGCUUCAGUCGGACACUUCUUGCGCCUGGGGGACAGCUCUGCGCUGCAGCCCUGGCCGGCCUGAGUCCUGGCCCCCUUCCCGGGGCGAGGCUCCUCAUCGCCUCUCUCCUUCCCUUUUCCCUGCGCCCUCGCAGCCGGGCCUCGGGCAGCGCGGGGCGGCGGUGGGCAACCGCUGUGUCUGAGCCGCGGCGCGGGGUCUGGGCGGGCCUGGAGGAGGCCCCGGGCGUGGGGCGCAGACUAGCGUGGCGCCGCCGCGACAGCCCGCCGAGCUUGGGCACUCCGGCCGUCCGGCUCCGCACCCGGCCGCUCCGACUUCCGCAGGGGCGCGAGGCAGAGAGCCCGCCCUCGGCGCCGGGGGAGGGGGAGGGGGAGCCGUCGCCGGCGGGAAGGGAGGCGCGCGGAGCCGGAGGGGCUCAGGCCUGGGCCCGCUCUGCUGCGUCGGGGCGGGGACUGGGGCAGCCCUGCGUGGGACGAGACGGAAGCCAGGGCUCUGGAGCUACCCGGGCGACCCCGGCCUGGCUGUGUCGCCAGCUGGGCCUGGGGCCUCCCCGUCUGGGCUUCCUGAGAUCCCGCCCAGGCCCCAGUGGCUCCCCUGGCUGCUCCCUGGGGUUGCCACGAGGGGCGGGCGGCGCACUGACCUGCCUGUGAGCAGGAUCGUUGGGUCCUGCCCACCCUGAGUGGCCCACAGUGACCCCGGGCGGGCCAUGGGGACUGCACUUGUGUACCACGAGGACAUGACAGCCGCCCGGCUGCUCUGGGACGACCCUGAGUGUAAGAUCGAGUGUCCUGAGCGCCUGACCACUGCCUUGGAGCGCCUGCAGCAGCAAGGUCUGGAGCAAAGGUGUCUGCGGCUGGCAGCCCGCGAGGCCUCGGAGGCGGAGCUGGGCCUGGUGCACAGCCCCGAGUAUGUGGCGCUGUUGCGGGGGACCCAGGCCUUGGGCACCAGGGAGCUCCAGGCCCUGUCCAAGCAGUACGAUGCCGUCUACCUCCAUCCGAGUACCUUCCACUGUGCCCGGCUGGCCGCAGGGGCUGCGCUGCAGCUGGUGGACGCGGUGCUGACGGGAGCUGUGCGCAACGGGCUCGCCCUGGUGAGGCCUCCUGGACACCACAGCCAGAGGGCUACUGCCAACGGAUUCUGCGUGUUCAACAACGUAGCCAUAGCAGCCAAACACGCCCAGCAGCAGCACGGGUUGCGCAGGGUCCUCAUCGUUGACUGGGAUGUCCAUCAUGGUCAGGGCAUCCAGUAUAUCUUCGAGGAUGACCCCAGCGUCCUUUACUUCUCCUGGCACCGCUACGAGCACGGACACUUCUGGCCGCAUCUGCGGGAGUCAGAUGCCGAUGCUGUCGGACGGGGGCGGGGCCUUGGCUUCACUGUUAACCUGCCCUGGAACCAGGUCGGGAUGGGAAAUGCCGACUACGUGGCCGCCUUCCUGCACGUGCUGCUGCCCCUGGCCUUUGAGUUCGACCCUGAGCUGGUCCUAGUCUCUGCAGGAUUCGACUCAGCCAUCGGCGAUCCCGAGGGGCACAUGCUGGCCACGCCGGAGUGCUUCGCCCACCUCACACAGCUGCUGCAGGUGCUGGCUGGUGGCCGGGUCUGCGCCGUGCUGGAGGGUGGUUACCACCUGGAGUCCCUCUCCCAGUCCGUGUGCAUGACGGUGCGAGCGCUGCUGGGUGACCCUGCCCUGCCCUUGUCAGGGCCCAUGGAGCCCCAUGGCAGCGCCCUGGAGUCCCUCCAGCGUGUGCGGGCAGCCCAGGCCCCUCACUGGGUGAGCCUCCAGCAACAAGGUGCCGCCCCUGUACUGAGCCCCGGCACCCCCUGCCCAGAGGGGAGGCCCUCACUGCUGCCACCGGGGGAGCCUGAAUUCAAGGCAGCGGUGACUCAGGCCGCUGAUGCUCUGAGCGUGCUCCUGGAGCAGCUGCACCUCCACCCCACACCCCCUGUCCGCGUGGCUGCUGCCCUGACUGUGCCAGACGCUGGCCGGGCCCUGCCCCCGGGUGUCCUCUGUGAGGAGGGGUCACUGCCGCGGGAGGAAGCACAGGCCUGGGCCAGGCCACGUGAGGCCCUGGCCCAGGAGGAGGCCCUCGCUGCACUCGGGAAGGUCCUGUACCUCUUGGACAGGAUCCUGGAUGGGCAGGUGAGCAGUGGCAUGGCAGCCACACCAGCCCCUGCUGCAGCUGCCACCCUGGAUGUGGCCGUUCGGUAUGGCCUGUCCCACGGAGCCCAGAGGCUGCUGUGUGUGGCCGUGGGGCAGCUGGAUCGGCCCCCAGCUCUCACCGAUGAUGGGAGGAAUCUAUGGCUGAACAUUGGGGGCAAGGAGGCAAGUGCCCCGUCCAUGUUCCACGUCUCUGUGCCACUGCCAGUGACAACUGGUGGGUUCCUGAGCUGUGCCCUGGCCCUGGUGCUGCCCCUGGCCUACAGCUUCCAGCCUGACCUGGUGCUGGUGGCGCUGGGGCUGGCCCAUGGCCUGCGGGACCCCCAAGCUGCACUCCUGGCUGCACUACUUCGGGGCCCAGCAGGCGGCCGAGUCUUGGCCCUUGUGGAUGAGGAAUCCACACCCCAGCUUGCGACAGUCCUGGCCAGCGUGCUGAAUGGGGAGGCACCCCCCAGCCUGGGCCCCUUCUCCAUGGCCACCCCAGAGGACACGCAGGCCCUGAUGUACCUGAGACCACGGCUGGAGCCAAGGUGGAAGAUGCUGCAGGUGGCUGCGCCUCCUUGAGUGCUGUGACCUGGCAGCUUGAAGUCGGCCAGGGUGAGAGUAUCUACACCGUGGAAACGACACUACGCACCAGUCCCCCGGGAGCCUGUUGUUAACUGCGCCAGCACGUUUCUGCGCGAGGCUUCUGACCUGAGGGCCAGGCUGUAGGCCUGCCCAGGACACGGGCUCAGGGGCUCUACCGCCGGGACCCCCGCUCCGGCGCCAGCCUCUACACGGACGGCCCCUCCCCGGCUCCCAUCUCCCAGCCGUCAGUAAAAGUAGGUUAAGCCAAA
Messenger RNA from Cervus elaphus (red deer), 3384 nucleotides. It is a transcript of the gene HDAC10, whose product is annotated as histone deacetylase 10. The transcript has 20 exons. NCBI's taxonomy places the organism in Eukaryota, Metazoa, Chordata, Mammalia, Artiodactyla, Cervidae. Gene Ontology annotation, cellular component: histone deacetylase complex. Gene Ontology annotation, biological process: chromatin organization. Bases 1100 to 3112 code for a protein of 670 amino acids. Gene Ontology annotation, molecular function: histone deacetylase activity. The record is from RefSeq and is a predicted model, not a curated record.